GUUCACCAAUAACACCUGAGUUGGGGCAUCAUAUACCAAAUAAAUUUUGUUCAAACCAAUUCUAAGUCAAUCAACCCAUUUCUUAUCCGGCAUUUAGAAUCAGUCGCUAUAUUACAUCAACUGGCGAAAUCACAACUAAGCAGAAUCAAAUGAUUUUUCUGCUUUGCGAAAUCAUCAGCAUCAUACCACUCGGUAACCAGCAAAUCAUUUAGUUAUACGACAGCUCUCGUUCAUCAUAGACGCACGCGAUAGCCGCGUGGUCAGUUUUAGACAUUCUAUUUCCAUUCUACGUUUUCGACAUUCCUGCCUCUGCGUACAACAUUGUCCAACAUAACAAAUCAUGGCUUUCAACAAAGAUGAAAUGCAUGCUCCCCAAUGGAUGGAUGAAACAUUUUUUGAAAAGGUGCUAAAAAAAUCGGAAAACGAUUCUGGUUUAUUAGUGAACGAGAGCAAAAUCAUCCCAGGUACUAAACCGGGAGAUCAUUUCGCGAGUGUCAUUUUCCGCGCCAGCGUCACUUACAACAGCCGCGGCCAGAAUCAUGAAAAAUCGUUGAUUAUUAAAACGAUGCCUGUGCAGGAAGGCCUUAAGAAGGACCUCCUGAAAGGAGGAGAGAUCUUCGAAACGGAAACUAUCAUGUACCAAACUGUAAUCCCGGAAAUGGUGAAACUUCUUCGUUCGGUGGGAGACAAUACAGAGUUUGGACCGAGGCUCCUCUACUCUUCUAGUGACCCAUUCUGGGUGAUGGUUUUCGAGGAUAUCACCAAACGAGACUACCAAAUGAAGUACACUCAGCUGAGCUUUGACGAUGCUAAGAUUGUGUACACAAAACUGGCGCGAUGGCAUGCUGCUUCAUUAGUUUUAUCCGAUACGGUGCCAAUUAUUUCUAAGUUAGACAAAAGCCUCGGAGGUAUAAUGCAGACGGAUUUCAGUGAAAUCUGGACUGGACACAUGGCUACACUGGCCAAACUCUGUCACGGAUGGCCUGGCUAUGAAAUCUACGGUGAUCGUUUGGACAGCCUGAAGAACACCAUCAUGACUAAGCUAAAAGACAUCUAUCAGCUGAAGGAUUCAAAUCUAUACAAUGUACUAAACCAUGGCGAUUUACAUUCCAAGAAUAUGAUGUUUAAAAUCGAGGAAGGUGUUACGAAAGACAUUCUGCUGCUUGACUAUCAAAUCAGCUUCUGGGGGACCCCUGCAUGCGAUAUCAUCUAUUCAUUAUACAACACAUGCUCGAUAGAGACGAGAGACAAUCAUCGCGAUGAGCUGAUCAAAUUCUACCACGACGAGUUCACAGCUACGUUGAAUAACUUGGGCUACCUAAAUAAAAUUCCAACUCUGGUUGAUUUACACGUAGAAAUUUUAAAGUGUGGAUAUUUAGAAACAUUCCUGUCGUGUACAUUCCUUCCAUUCAUGAUUUUACCAUUCGAAGAACUCAUGCCUGCAUCUUCAAUUGAGAACCCAGAGGAAGGAGUUGAACUUGAUUUUGGCGAUAAAGAAAAGAUGGGAGAAAUGAUGCUGAAAGUAUUCCAGCAUCCAAAGUAUGUUUCUGUAAUCCAGCGAUAUUUACCUGCUCUACUUCAUAAAGGAUUUUUGGAGUUAUGAAAAAAACAAAUGAACCACACUGUGAAAUAUAUUAGUACGAGAGACGUCAAGAAGCAAUAAAAUUGUUUUCAUAGCUGGUUGAGAAUGGGAAGAUACAAUUACUCUCCGAAUUAAAUAUACACUUUGAAUUAGA
Messenger RNA from Armigeres subalbatus, 1736 nucleotides. RefSeq lists its product as uncharacterized. Bases 341 to 1603 code for a protein of 420 amino acids. Lineage: Eukaryota; Metazoa; Arthropoda; Insecta; Diptera; Culicidae. The transcript is spliced from 5 exons. The record is from RefSeq and is a predicted model, not a curated record.